Molecule: messenger RNA, 6750 nt
Organism: Solanum dulcamara
Lineage: Eukaryota; Viridiplantae; Streptophyta; Magnoliopsida; Solanales; Solanaceae
Product: DNA-directed RNA polymerase V subunit 1
Exons: 19
Coding region: 299-6466 (2055 amino acids)
Biological process (GO): DNA-templated transcription
Cellular component (GO): RNA polymerase II, core complex
Molecular function (GO): DNA binding
Source: RefSeq, a predicted model, not a curated record
AGGCUGAAAUUUUAUUUUUUUCUCUCCAACUCCUCUUUUUUCCCAAUUUGUAGUGUGACUAGGGAGCCCUCCAAAUCACACUCAAAGUGCCACUCACUCUGCUGCUCCAUGCACUGAAGAAGCAGUGUCCUUUUGGAGCUACUGGGCACUGUAAAACCCUUUGCAAUUUGUUCUCUUUCUCCCUUCUUCCUCACCAUGGGCGAGACCUGAAUGCAAUUCAAGAAUUUCCCCCAACUUACCUGUGAGGAGAAAACAAGAAAAGACAGUGUGGUACAGAUUCGCUGCAGUGUAGAAAAACAUGGAGGAAACUCCGUCAUCGAAAGUAUCGGAUGGGAUUGUUAAACGUAUCAAAUUUGGUUUGGCUACACCACAGGAAAUAUGUAAAUCCUCUAUUAGCGAUUGUCCGAUUACGCAUCCGAGCCUACUUUUAAAUCCUUUCCUUGGUCUGCCUCUCGAAGCUGGCAGAUGUGAAUCUUGUGGUACUGCAGAGCCUGGUCAAUGUGAAGGUCAUUUUGGGUACAUUGAGUUGCCCAUUCCUAUAUAUCACCCUGACCAUGUCAGUGAGUUGAAAAAGAUGCUAAGCCUGAUUUGCUUGAAGUGUUUAAAGAUGAAAAACAGAAAGUUUCAGGUCAAGCAUGCUGGUGUUCUUGAACGAAUGUUGUCCUCAUGUUGUGAGGAUGUCUCACAAAUCUCAGUAUAUGAGGGCAAAACCUCAGAUGGCGCUUCCUAUUUGGAGCUGAAAGUACCAAAAAAUGCUGCAAGGCUUCAAGAGUGGAAUUUCUUGGAGAAAUAUGGCUACCGCUACGGUGACGGUUAUUCUCGACCUUUGCUUCCUUCUGAGGUCCUUGCAAUUCUGAGAAGAAUUCGUGAAGAUACGAGAAAAAAGCUAUCAGCUAAAGGCUAUUUCCCACAGGAGGGAUACAUCCUGCAAUACUUACCAGUACCUCCUAACUGUUUGUCUGUGCCUGAUAUAUCUGAUGGGAAUAACAUCAUGUCUUCGGAUCACUCUAUAACAAUGCUCAGGAAGGUGCUGAGGCAGAUUGACAUAAUUAAAAGUUCAAGAUCUGGUACACCUAAUUUUGAGGCUCAUGAAGUGGAGGCAAAUGAUUUACAAGCAGCAGUUGUCCAGUAUCUCCAAUUUAGGGGGACAGGCAAGGCAUCCCGUGAUGUUGAUAAACGUUUUGGAAUACACAAGGAAGCAGUUGAUACCACCACUAAAGCCUGGCUAGAGAAGAUGAAGACCUUGUUUAUCAGAAAGGGGUCUGGUUUCUCAUCUCGAAGUGUCAUAACUGGUGACCCAUACAAAGGGGUGGGUGAGAUUGGUUUGCCAUGUGAAAUUGCUCAGAAAAUCACUUUUGAGGAGAGAGUAAGUCAGCACAAUAUGGCAUACUUACAGAAAUUGGUGGAUGAAAAGCUUUGUUUAACCUAUAAAGACGGGUCAAGUACUUAUUCUUUGAGAGAAGGGUCAAAGGGGCAUACAUUUCUACGACCUGGGCAAAUAGUGCACAGGAGGAUAAUGGAUGGUGAUACUGUUUUCAUUAACAGGCCACCCACAACACAUAAGCACUCCCUCCAAGCCUUGUCAGUGUAUGUCCAUGAUGAUCACACUGUGAAGAUCAACCCCUUAAUGUGCGGGCCCCUUAGUGCUGAUUUUGAUGGGGACUGCAUUCAUUUGUUUUACCCUCAGUCCCUUUCUGCCAAAGCAGAGGUUGUGGAGCUUUUCGCCGUAGGGAAACAGUUACUGAGUUCUCACACUGGUAACUUCAAUUUGCAGCUUGCCACUGACUCAUUGCUGUCGUUGAAGUUAAUGUUCUCAAAUUACUUCUUCAAUAGAGCCGCUGCGCAACAGUUAGCAAUGUUUCUUCCGAUGGCCUUACCUGAUCCUGCUCUAGUAGAUGUUCGUAAAUCUGGUAUCAUGUGGACGACCUUGCAGAUCUUGGGGGCUGCUUUACCGGAUAGCUUUGAUAGUUGCGGGGAGACACACACAAUUGGGAAAAGUCAGUUCCUGGGAAUUGAUUACAACAGAGACUUGAUUUCAUCAAUUCUGAAUGAUGUUAUCACAUCUAUCUAUUUUAUGAAGGGUCCAAGUGAUGUAUUGAAGUUCUUCAAUUCUUUACAGCCUCUUUUAAUGGAGAAUUUGUGCACAGAAGGUUUUAGUAUUAGUCUCCGAGAUUUCUAUAUGUCAAAGGCUGUUAGGAAUGGUAUCCAGGAGAGAAUUCAGUGCAUGUCCAAGUUGCUACAUCAUUUGCAUUCAUCCUAUAAUGAGUCCGUAGAAGUACAAUUGGAGCAUCACUUGCGUAACGAGAAACUUCCAGUUAUUGACUUUGUGCUCAAGUCGUCUGGCAUGGGUGUUCUAAUUGAUUCCAAGAGUGAAUCUGCCUUUAAUAAGGUGGUUCAGCAAAUUGGUUUCUUAGGCUUGCAAAUAUCAGACAGAGGCAAAUUUUACACAAAGACACUGGUAAAUGACAUGGCUCGACUGUUUCAGAAGAAGUAUCCUUCUGCUGGUACUAAUCCUUCCGAGGAAUUUGGGUUGGUUAGAAGUUGUCUGUUCUACGGGUUGGACCCUUACCAGGAGAUGAUUCAUUCGAUCUCCAGUAGAGAAGUGAUUGUCCGCUCAACCAGGGGAUUAACUGAACCUGGGACAUUGUUCAAGAAUUUGAUGGCCAUUCUCCGCGAUGUAGUCAUUUGUUAUGACGGGACCGUUAGGAACGUUUCCAGCAACUCAAUUAUUCAGUUUGAAUAUGGGGCUAGCGGUGGGUCAAAUUUACCAAGUGAAUUUUGUGCUGGUGAUCCAGUUGGAGUGUUGGCUGCAACUGCUAUGUCCAAUCCUGCAUACAAGGCAGUUCUUGAUUCAUCUCCAAGCAGUAAUUCCUCCUGGGAGAUGAUGAAGGAGAUACUGCUUUGUGGAGUGAGCUUCAAGAAUGAUGUUUCUGACCGUCGAGUAAUCCUUUAUCUGAAUGAUUGUGGAUGCCGUAGAGGGUACUGCAGAGAAAAAGCAGCGUACGUUGUCAAAAAUCAUUUGAGUAAAGUAUGUCUUAAGGAUGCUGCUGACGAGUUCUUGAUAGAAUACGCAGGCCAACAAGCAGGAUAUGAGAAUUCUGAAACAGGGACAGGCCUCAUUGGUCAUAUCCGUCUCAACCAGGGGCAGCUGGAAAAUUUGGGAAUCAGUGUUCUUGAGGUUUAUGAAAGAUGCCAAGAAAAUAUCAGUUCAUUCCAGAAGAAAAAAAAAAUUGGCAAUCUUUUCAAGAGAAUAGUUUUGUCAGUGAGUGAAUUUUGUUCGUUUUGCCACAAUUCUGGAAGUAAGUGUUUGAAUGCACCAUGUUUGAGGUUCUCUUGGCCAGAUGCGAGUGACGAUCACUUGGAGAGGGUUUCUCAUAUUCUUGCUGAUAUGAUAUGUCCAAUAUUGUUGGAUACAGUUAUCAAAGGUGAUCCAAGAGUUUUAAGUGCAAAUAUAGCGUGGAUUUCUCCUGACACAAUGUCUUGGAUUAGGAGCCCUUCCAAGAGUCAAAGAGGUGAAUUAGCUCUGGAUAUUGUUCUCGAGAAAGAAGCUGUUAAGCAAAGGGGAGAUGCUUGGAGGAUUCUCAUGGAUUCCUGUCUUCCUGUCAUCCAUCUGAUAGACACUACACGCUCCAUCCCAUAUGCAAUAAAGCAAGUCCAAGAACUGAUUGGAAUUUCUUGUGCCUUUGAGCAAGCCGUUAAGCGCCUAUCAACGUCAGUUACAAUGGUCACAAAGGGUGUUCUCAAAGACCACCUAGUUCUAUUGGCUAAUAGCAUGACAUGUGCAGGAAAUCUGGUUGGUUUCAAUGCUGGUGGAAUAAAAGCCUUAUCUCGAUCGUUAAAUGUGCAGAUACCAUUUACAGAAGCAACACUAUUUACCCCAAGAAAAUGCUUUGAGAGGGCUGCUGAAAAGUGCCAUGUCGAUUCUUUGUCAAGCAUUGUGGCUUCUUGCUCCUGGGGGAAGCAUGUGGCAGUUGGUACGGGAUCUCGAUUUGAAGUUCUCUUGAACACAAGAAAUGUUGAAUGGAAUAUACCAGAUGCACGUGAUGUUUAUAGCUUCCUGCACUUGCUGAGGAGCAGCUCUGCUCAAGAAGUUGAAGGUACCAGUUGUCUUGGUGCAGAAGUUGAUGAACUAGAGGAAGACGAAGAUAUGGGAUUAUACUUGUCUCCCAAUCGGGACUCUGGUUCUGAUAUGCCCACUUUUGAAGAUAGAGCUGAAUUUGAUUAUAAUGAAAACUUAGAUGAAGGAAAACCAAGUGGUUCUGCAUGGGAGAAGGCCUCAUCUGAGAGUGUAAAAUCAGGUGGUAGCUGGGAUAUGGCUGGCAAAACCCAAAAUGGUGCUGAAAAGGGUGUCAAUCAGUCAGAUUCCUGGUCUGCUUGGGGAAAAAAGGUUGAUGAAACUGUGAGUAAUCCUCAUCAAUCUGGGAAUGGAGAGCAGCUAGGAUCAUGGUCUGCCUUGGGAGAAAAGGCCAAGGAAGCUGAAAGUAAUCCUCAGCAAUCUGGGGUUACAGAGCAGUCAGAAUCAUGGUCAGCAUGGGGAAAAAAAUCGGAAGGAGAUGGUAAAAUUGUGGAAAAAGGUGGUGGUUCUUGGGGUAAAAAGGUUGAGACUCACCAAUCUGGGAAGGAAGAGGAGUCAGGAUCUUUAUCAUCCUGGGGGAAAAAGGUGGAAACAGAUGGUGCUUCUUCUUGGGGGAAAAAGGUGGAAACAGAUGGUGCUUCUUCUUGGGGGAAAAAGGUGGAAAAAGAUGGUGGUUCUUGGGGGAAAAAGGUUGAAACUGAGAAUAGCCUUCAACUAUCUGGCAAAGAAGAGCAGUCAGGAUCUUGGUCCUCAUGGGGAAAACAGGUGGAAAAAGAUGGUGAGUCUUCUUGGGGGAAAAAGAGUGAGGAACCUGAGAAUAACCUGCACCAGUCCGGGAAUGGAGAGCAGUCAGGAUCUUUGUCCUCAUGGGGGAAGGUGGAAAAAGAUGGUGGGUCUUGGGGUAAAAAGGCUGAGAGUCAUCAAUCUGGGAAGGGAGAGGAGUCAGGAUCUUUAUCCUCAUGGGGAAAAAACGUGGAAACAGAUGGUGGUUCUUCUUGGGGGAAAAAGGUGGAUAAAGACUCUGGUACGUGGGGGAAAAAGGUGGAUAGAGACUCUGGUUCUUGGGGGAAAAAGGAGGAUAAAGAUGGUGGUUCUUUGGGGAAGAAGGUUGAAACUGAAAAUAGCCCUCAACUACCUGGGAAUGAAGAGCAGUCAGGAUCUUUCUCCUCAUGGGGGAAAAAGGUGGAAAAAGAUGGUGAUUCUUCUUGGGGGAAAAAGGUGGAUAAAGACUCUGGUACGUGGGGGAAAAGGGUGGAUAAGGACUCUGGUUCUUGGGGGAAAAAGGAGGAUAACGGUGGUGGUUCUUGGGGGAAAAAGAUUGAAAUUGAGAAUAGCCCUCAACUAUCUGGGAAAGAAGAGCAGUCAGGAUCUUUGUCCUCGUGGGGGAAAAAGGUGGAAAAAGAUGGUGGGUCUUCUUGGGGGAAAAAGGUUGAUGAACCUGAGAAUAAUACGCACCAUUCUGGGAGUGGAGAACAGUCAGGAUCUUGGUCCUCAUGGGGGAAGAAGGUGGAAAAAGAUGGUGGUUCUUGGGACGGGCCUAAACAGUCAAAUUCUGAGUCGUCUUGGGGAAAAGUUCCUAAAGGUGGUGGAUUAGGUUCAGCGACUGCUGAAGGCAAUAGAAGGCUUGAUCAGUCAGCUAAUGAUUGGAGCUCUAGUAUAAGUAGAGAUGGGCAGUUCAAUGAAUCAACACGUGACGACUCUACAAAGAAUGGUGGUUGGAAUUCUUCAACUGUUGGUGGUUGGGACUCUCAGAAGGUUGGCGUUGAAGAGAGUGAUAAGCAACCUCAAUGGGGUCAGCGCAGACGUAAUUCAAAAGGAGAUUUUAAGGAAAAUUCUCGAGGUUGGGCCUCUGCUAGUGGUGGAGAGUGGAAGAACAACCGGCCUGCAAGAUCAGCUGAUGACUCCAACAGAGGUGGACAUUUUACAGCAACAAGGCAAAAGAUGGAUAAUUUCACAGCAGAGGAACAAGAAAUACUUUCAGAUGUUGAUCCUAUUAUGCUGAAAGUCAGAAAGAUAAUGCAUGGGACAGGGUAUAAUGAUGGUGACCCAUUAUCUGCUGAUGACCAGUCAUAUAUUAUCGACACUGUUCUCAAUUACCAUCCGGAUAAAGCUGUCAAGAUGGGAGCUGGUCUUGAUUAUAUCACUGUUAGCAAACAUACAAACUUCCAGGAUACCAGAUGCUUCUAUGUCGUCUCUACUGAUGGUGCCAAGCAAGAUUUCUCCACCCGGAAAUGUCUGGAGAACUUGGUCAGAUCAAAAUAUCCUGAUAAGGCUGAGACUUUCAAUGAAAAGUACUUCAAGAAGCUUCCACCUCGUGUCCCUAAGAUUGCUUCUCCAGCACCAGCACCAGCACCGUCACCAGCACCAGCACCAGCACCGUCCGUUGGUUGAUCUUCUCCUUAGUUUGGAUAGUUGUAUAGUUAACGUGUCCGCCUUGUGUUAACUGAUGGUAAAACAACGAGCUAAACGAAAUGUGCAUGUUGACAAAUUGGCAGUUAGAAAGUUUGUUGUGUAUAUAGUUUAGUCCUUAACUUUAUAGAAUUUUCAAUGAAGUCCCUUUCAUCGCUGUUUGGCAACGGAGGCUUAGCCUAGAACCUUUGUAAUCCACCUCUACUGGCAUUGAUGAAUGAUUGAUAACUUCCAUCUCUCUCUAUUUUGUUACUAUUUCCAUUUCA